Molecule: messenger RNA, 1933 nt
Organism: Ceratina calcarata
Lineage: Eukaryota; Metazoa; Arthropoda; Insecta; Hymenoptera; Apidae
Product: elongation factor Tu, mitochondrial
Exons: 6
Coding region: 239-1645 (468 amino acids)
Biological process (GO): mitochondrial translational elongation
Cellular component (GO): mitochondrion
Molecular function (GO): translation elongation factor activity; GTPase activity; GTP binding
Source: RefSeq, a predicted model, not a curated record
AACCGGCUGAACGUUUCCCUCUUUUCGGAAAAAGACAAUAAAUAAAAAGGAAACACGAGAAACAAAGAAUCCUUCUGGAAUCUGACCCUAUAUGCGUCGUUUAUAUCAUAAUAACAUUAAAAAAUAUUACGCAACGGAGUAAUCCGUCCGCGUGUGUCGCUUGCGUCGUGUUCGUGUGCUGUUCGAAGAUUCCGUCGUAGAAUUUCAGGUUAAGCGAUAAAAAGAUUUUUAACGAAACAUGGCGUUUACUUAUAGAAAGCUAAUUUUCAAUCCCGUAUUUAAGAACGGCGUCAAGCAACUGUUUUACGUCGAACAAUUUGUUAAACACCAAUUUUACGGACAGUUGGCAGCGUCGUCGUAUCUGUCGAGUGCGAUAACGCAAAGGUUUUACAGUACUAAAAAAGUAUUCAGCAGGGAUAAGCCGCAUUGCAAUGUCGGCACGAUCGGACAUGUGGAUCAUGGAAAGACGACGCUUACCGCAGCUAUUACCAAAGUUCUCGCCGAGAAGGAACUUGCUACGGCGAAAGCGUACAGCGAUAUCGAUAACGCACCCGAGGAAAAAGCACGUGGUAUUACCAUUAAUGUAGCCCAUAUUGAGUAUCAAACGGACAAUCGUCAUUAUAGUCACACGGAUUGUCCGGGACAUGCAGAUUAUAUUAAGAACAUGAUCACUGGUACUGCUCAAAUGGAUGGAGCUAUCCUUGUCGUGGCUGCUACUGACGGUGCUAUGCCACAGACGAGAGAGCAUCUUAUCCUCGCUAAGCAGAUCGGCAUCGAAUACAUCGUUAUCUUUAUCAAUAAGGUCGAUGCUGCAGACGACGAAAUGGUCGACUUGGUGGAGAUGGAAAUAAGAGAACUAUUGUCUGAAAUGGGUUACGAUGGCGAGAAAAUACCUAUAAUUAAAGGUAGCGCACUCUGUGCAUUAGAGGGCAACAAACCAGAGAUAGGAAAGGAGUCGAUAUUUAAAUUAUUGGAAGCUGUCGAUAGUCAUAUUCCGACUCCCAUCAGGGAUUUGGACAAACCAUUCUUAUUACCUGUGGAGAGUGUUUAUUCGGUACAGGGUAGAGGAACUGUGGUCACCGGCAGAUUGGAACGUGGCAAAAUAAAGAAGGGCAUGGAUUGCGAAUUGAUCGGUUUCAAUAAAUGCUUGAAGACCACGAUAACGGGGAUAGAGAUGUUCCAUCAGACGCUGGAGGAAGCCCAAGCCGGUGAUCAAAUGGGAGCUUUGCUCAGAGGUUUAAAAAGGGAGGAUGUCAGGAGGGGCAUGAUAAUGUGCAAACCGGGUUCGAUGAAAGCUCACGACCACAUGGAAUGUCAAAUAUACAUGUUGACUCCCGCCGAAGGGGGUAGGAAGAGACCUCUCAACAAUCUUAUGCACAUUCAAAUGUUUUGUAAAACGUGGGACGUCGCCGGAGAGUUGAAUUUAGUAAACAAGACUCUAGUUAUGCCUGGUGAAGAUUUUACCGCUGCAUUGAAGUUGAUCAGGCCAAUGGUAUGCGAAAAGGGACAACGAUUCACGAUAAGAGACGGGACGACUACGAUAGGAACUGGCGUAAUCACGAAUGUAUUGAAAGGACUUAGUGAACCUGAACGACAAGAACUUCUCGAAGGUAGAAAGAAGAAGAAAGUAGCAGCUGAAGCUUAAUUUCAUGCAUUUAUCGCAAUUAUCGCGUGACACCCAAAUAAUUGAAUCUAAUAGAACUGGAUCUAAAAUGUAUACACCAAUAUCGUAACGUGAUCAGCUUUAGACAUUUUAUGUGCAAGUAAGUUCGAUCAUUUGUAUCAAUUUUUUUUCUCGCCGUCGUUCAUGGCCGGUCAGUUUCUAAAUAUUAAGUUGUGCUACCUUUACUGUACAUACGCGUUUAUCGAUUGUACGCAAAUGAAAACUGUCCUAUCAUGUAUGUAUCAUUGAAUAAAUUGUUCUUUUAUAUGA